CAUGAGAAAAGGUGGGGUAUUAUCUUUAAAUGUCUGACCACCAGGUGCGUACAUCUGGACCUCUUGUGCAGCAUGAACACAGAUUCAUUCUUGCUUGCCCUUCGGCGCUUUGUGGCAAGGAGAGGAAAACCCUUUGAGAUUCUCUGUGAUCGUGGCACCAACUUCAGAGGAGGAGAGAGGGAACUUAGAGAAGAUUUUGCUGCCAUGGAACCAGUUUUGAAGCAACAGCUCGCUGAACAGAGCAUUGAUUUCAAAUUCAAUCCACCACUUGCUCCACAUUUUGGAGGCACAUGGGAGAGGGAAAUCAAGUCGGUCAAAGCUUCCCUGCGUGUCGUCCUGAAAGACCAAGCUGUCCCAGAAGAAGUGCUGAUGACUAUGCUUGUAGAAGUGGAGGGCAUUCUUAACUCGAAACCUCUUGGUUAUGCAACAUCAGACAUUGCGGACCCUGAUCCCAUUACUCCUAACCUUCUGCUUAUGGGGCGGAGAGACGCAUCCCUACCACAAGCAGUGUACAGCAAGAGUGACCUACUGGGACACCGCCGCUGGAGACACAGCCAAGUGCUUGCCGACCAUUUCUGGGUUCAGUUUACUCGCAAUUACCUACCUAACCUUCAGCUCCGUCAAAAGUGGCGCAUCGGUACCCCAGAUCUCACAGUAGAUCGAGUGGUCAUGGUGAUUGACCCACAGCUACCAAGGGCUCUGUGGCCAGUUGGGCGGGUAACUAAAGUAAUCCCCAGCGAUGAUGGCAAGAUACGCACAGCUGAGGUCGACAUAAAAGGAGUUAAAUACAUUCGCCCCGUGACGAAGCUCGUCACUCUUCCAAAAUUGCCAGAGGACUGAAGGGGUGUAUAUUAUCCAGCAGGGACAUUUGUGUUCUGCAAAUUCACUUAGUGAAUUUGGGGGCGGCUGUGCAAAUUCCCUGCUGACUCGGCCUCAGGAUGGCUAGAGGCAAGAAUCAAGCGCACCCAAAUGAGCGCAUCAUUGAUCAUGUGCACAUCACGCAGAGGGAGAGUGGGAGUGAGAGACGAAAAGCGCAGCGACAGAGCAUGGCAGUUGUAACGCAGUUUGUGUGAUUCCGUGUGCGUUAAUGAAACUAAAACCAUGCUUAUAGUCACCAAUACUGCAUCUGCCACAAUUAUAAGUGCAUAUCUGGCUGUACCACAGUUGGAUUUAUCAUGGCAAGCCCUGCUGUAACCAGUUCUUCUGUGAAGUUUCAUUAAAGACAGUGAACUAAAAA
Messenger RNA from Oreochromis niloticus (Nile tilapia), 1237 nucleotides. RefSeq lists its product as uncharacterized. Gene Ontology annotation, biological process: DNA integration. Gene Ontology annotation, molecular function: nucleic acid binding. NCBI's taxonomy places the organism in Eukaryota, Metazoa, Chordata, Actinopteri, Cichliformes, Cichlidae. The coding region runs from base 73 to 840 and encodes 255 amino acids. The record is from RefSeq and is a predicted model, not a curated record. The transcript is spliced from 2 exons.